AUAAUCGGCACGCCGUCUACAAGUCUACGCUAGCACUACAUACAUAUAAACCAUCAUACGAGUUACUUGGAGUCAAACACUCCCACCAAUACACACAUAUCGAUUGAUAUAGGAAGAGUGCCAGUAAGCCAGCAAGUGCAACGUUGGCAAAUAUUUUACGUGAAUAGAAAGGAAUUCGUAGAAGCAAGAAAAUCGUUAGUGGUCGAAAAUGUUCUCUGGUCUAACAAAUCAGUUCACUUCAUUGGUGGGCGCCGUCAAGGGCGGUCAAGCCGACGAAGAUGUGCCUGCACCUACCCAAGAUGCUGUUGCCGCUCCGGAAGUAUCCGCUGCUACAGCAGCACCAACACCAGCUGCAGGCGCCGAACAAGCAGCGAAUGCGGCUGGCGUCAGUGGGGAGCAGCCUGUUGAAGGUGAAGAGGGCGCUAAAAGUGGUUGGUUGGGAAGUGCCAAAGGCUGGUUAGGCAGUGCCAGCGCUUCAAUUCCAUCAAUGCCGGCAAUGCCUACCAUGUCUAUGCCAUCAAUGCCAGCCAUGCCGUCGAUGCCCUCAAUUCCGGGGCUGCGCAAAGGUGGCGCCGAAGCUGGUGAGGGUGUCGCCGCAGAUGGCACUGUCGCCGAAAGUGGUGAUCCUACAGGUGCCGUGAGUGGUGAUGAUGAUGACAAAUCGAGGUACAUUAGCGCUACAGAGGGUGCCGAUUCGCAUCCCGCUUCCGGCGGUGGCACUCCCACUGGUGAUGAGGGUCAAAUCGGACAGGGUAAGGGCGAAGAAGCAAACAUUACCACCAAAGUAACACAGCAAGCUAAGCAUUUCGGCUCAUUCUUGUCGUCGGCCAUAAACAAGGCGGGCGCCAAAAUCAAGGAGACUGUCAAGGAGAAUCCCAUUCUCGAGUCUUUCAACAAAGAGCAGGAAGCCUUUAUUAAAAGUCAAGGCGGCUCAGAUUCCGGUAUGGCACCAUGGAUUGGACACACCAAUGAGGCUAAGAUCAAAGAAGAGAUACUCGGUCUCUCACAGGAUCGUCGCAAUUUCGUGCGCGCACCACCAGCCGGUGUUGAUUUUGAUUUCAACUACGAUACAGCGUAUCCCACAGCUAUUGCCAUAAUGGCCGAGGAUAAAGCGCUGGAAACAAUGCGAUUCGAACUGGUUCCCAAAAUUAUCACCGAGGAAAAUUUCUGGCGAAAUUAUUUCUAUCGCGUUUCACUAAUUAUCCAGGCAGCUGAAUUGGGUACACUCGGCGCUGAUGGUGUUGGUCAGGCCUCAAGUGGUGAAGACGCAGUCAAAAAAGUAACGGACAAAGCCAAAGCUGCUGCUGUUGCUGUCAAUGAAGAGCAAACAAGCGCAAAUAACACCGAUAUCAAAGUAACUACCGCGAUUUCACCGAUAUUUAAACAACCCACCGGUGUUGGUGUUGAUAAGCCCGUGAGCCAAAAGACACGACACAGUGAAUCGGAAUUUGUUUCCGACUCAUACCGUACGAAUGCCGAAACUGAUUUGGAAGAAAUCAAGGAUGGCAUGCGCAAAUUGGGCAUUGACAGUAUGACAGAGCAAGCGCUGGGCAGUGAUGAAGAACAAUGGGAAAAAGAUCUGGAGGCUGAGUUAAAGGACUACGAAGUGGUAAGCGACACAACAGGCGGCGGCACGACAACAACUCACAGUCGUGACCGCGCUGACGGCGCCGGCAAUACUGGUGAUGGCAAUGGCGAUGACGACGAAAUACCGACAAUAUCUAAUCUGCGCACACGUUCAACAAACAACGAUUGGGAGGAGUAUGCCGAUCUGAUCGAAGAUACCGAUGAUUUAAAGUAAUUAAGAGCCUAUAUCGUAGCUUCUUCUAACUAAGUUCAUACAUAUAAUCGUUCCAAUAUAUUAUAUUUACUACAUACAUACUCCAUAUAUUUUUUACCAAUAUGUAAAGCCUUCAAACUGUGAUUUAUGUUUGAAAAUGUAUUGUUUGUUUUAUAUUCAAUUUCUCAAUUACUGCGCAUACGUUUACUUGACUUAACUUAAUUGUUGUACUUGUAAUUGACGUGUAACAUAUUUUCUGAUUUUUCUUCUUUUCUCUCCUUUCACAUACUUUUCCAAACCUGACUUUUGCCAACGACGGCUUUACCGUUUCUUUCUGACCUUACCUUUAAUUUAUUGUGUACCAUAUACGCUUUUUGUUUUUCUACCCGAAUACAACUAACUGUAUUUUAUGUUUUGUGGUUGUGUUUGUAUUGGAAACUGUAUUGCUGCCAAUGAAUUACACAUUCAAUGAAUUUAUUAUAAAUCAAUUAUAUAAUUCAUGAUUUUAUAAUCAACAAAUCUGAAAACUGAAAACUAAAAACAUAAUGUAAUAAUGUAAAUGUUUAUUUAUACAAAUAAAAUAUAUCACAUUUACUUGAUGUAGAACACUAAAAAGUUUGAAGCGGGUCAUGCUGGGUUAUCAAUGAGCCGAAGAGUUCUUUACGAAUUUUUUUGUUUUCUUUAUAUUUUGAGUUUGAAAUUUGUAAAUGUUAAAUGAAAUUGAUAUUUAAAGCGCGUAAAGUAGAUUUUUCUCAAUAAAACCUAGUUUUAAAUACUUAUUUUAUAGUUUCAUUUAAAAUAUCGAAUAAAUUUACAAUACAGUUAAAUACAGUUGAACUUCCCUAACUCGAAUCACCAUAAUUCACAAAAUAACUUCGAGCUUAAAUGACUUCAGAUUUAAGAAGGUAAAAUGUAUGACAUUUGACUUCUGUUGUCAAUUCAAGAGUCCGAGUUAUGAAAGUUCAACUGUAGUUUCAAAUCAUUUGUGUUUUGAAUUUUGAGUGAGAACUUUAAGAUAUAAUAAUAAUAUAAUAUAAAAAUAUAUAUUUUUUUAAUUUACAAAUGGGGAAAAUUAUAAAAAAUAGAACUGAAUUCAUUUUUUAUUUUCCAUAAUUGUAAUAACAAAGCAAAAAAAAAAAUAUUCAAAAUAAUUAAUUUUAUGUUUAAUUAUAUAAAUUAUUUAGAACAAUUUAUGUUUGACUGUUAUUGAAUUCAUUGGCGAUUAAAACUGAAUUACUGAAUUAAACGCAUAUUAUGACUUUACCAUAUUAUGUAUUUAUACAUUUUUAAAACUAUUUUUUAGUUUCAAAAUUUAUUUUUGACUAAA
Zeugodacus cucurbitae (melon fly) is the source of this 3107-nucleotide messenger RNA. It is a transcript of the gene Sap47, whose product is annotated as synapse-associated protein of 47 kDa. Lineage: Eukaryota; Metazoa; Arthropoda; Insecta; Diptera; Tephritidae. The record is from RefSeq and is a predicted model, not a curated record. The transcript is spliced from 8 exons. Gene Ontology annotation, cellular component: synapse; cytoplasm. Bases 209 to 1801 code for a protein of 530 amino acids.